AUGAUCAGUAUAAUACCUCGGAUAUCACGAUCUGUAUCGCUUGUCUCGUGCCGGUAUUACUCAUCUUCAAUCUCGUAUGGUCAAACAAGACCAUUUACUCAAAAUGAUUCUACAUACUUGGGGGAUGCGUUAUCUACUGAUGGAAGUAUAGAAACAGUUAAAUUAAAAUUUGAAAGACAUUCUCCACCUCAACAUAAUUCUGAAACUGAUCAGAAAUCACCUUUACUCAUUCUUCAUGGAUUGUUUGGUUCGAAAACUAAUACUAGAACCGUAGCCAAACAAUUAGCUUCUCAAUUACAAAGAAACAUUUAUUGUCUCGAUUUACGUAAUUUUGGUGAAUCUCCUCAUAUUAAUAGACUCGAUUAUCCUUCAUUAGCAGCGGAUGUUGAAAGAUUUAUUGAUGAAGCACAAUUUCCGGCCAAACCUAUUUUGGUCGGACAUUCUAUGGGUGCUAAAACUGUUAUGGCUGUAGCAUUAAGAAGACCAGAUCUUCCAAAAAUGAUAGUAUCAGUUGAUAAUGCUCCGGUUGAUUUAACUGGUUCAAGUGGUUCAAAUUUUGGAAAAUACGUCAAUCAACUUAGAUUGGCCUUAGAGAAAUACAAAUAUACAAGUAUCAAAGAUGUUGAUAAGGAAUUAGCAAAAGUUGAAUCAAAUAUGGUAGUAAGACAAUUCUUAAUGACUAAUCUUAAUAGAGGUAAAAAAGAUGAUAUAAUUACUUCCAAAAUCCCUCUCGAUAUUAUUGGAAACAGUAUAGCUAGUGGUAAUAUUGCUGCCUGGCCAUUUGAUUCAAAUUUAGUAAGAUGGUCAAGAGGACCUGCGUUAUUCAUAAGAGGUACCAAAUCAAAAUAUGUGCCUGAUGAUAUAAUACCAGAUGUAGGACGUUACUUUCCUGAUUUUGAAAUAAGAGAUGUGGAAGCUGGUCAUUGGGUUAUAAGUGAAAAUCCAGAAAAGUUCAAAGAAGUUUUAGUUGAAUUUAUUGAAAGAAAGGAAGAUGAAGAAGAUGAACUACUUUUCUAA
Molecule: messenger RNA, 1017 nt
Organism: Scheffersomyces amazonensis
Lineage: Eukaryota; Fungi; Ascomycota; Pichiomycetes; Serinales; Debaryomycetaceae
Exons: 1
Coding region: 1-1017 (338 amino acids)
Cellular component (GO): mitochondrion
Molecular function (GO): carboxylic ester hydrolase activity
Source: RefSeq, a predicted model, not a curated record